UUCCGUCUUUUCACGAUUUCACAUCCACUGCGACUGCGUGACGUCACUCCAAAUACUCCAAUGGUCGAGCGUAGUAGAACAGGAGAAGGUUCAACGCAUUCAUUUGGACAAAUCUGUUGACCCCCGUCCCCACAUCCAACAUUCUAUCUAUUUGGUGAUUCGUCAUCACCGAGUUUUAUUGAAAUUCCACUAAACGUGCGAUGAACCCGAGCAGAUAGCUUAUAUAAAAACCAACGCUCGCAUUCUAUAAAAAAAACGCAGACAAAAUUUUACUGAAAUGAUAGUUUCAGACAAUCCACAGUGGAAAACUUAAAUCCCCGAGCCAAUCUACGUAAUAUUAUUAAAAAUGCCCAGAAUUGAUCCUCACUCCUUAUUAGAGUGCUUGAGCGUUUUGCUGAACUUUAAGGGAGGCAUAAAAAGCAGAGCAGAUGUUGUGAGAAUUGUCAGCUUGAUGAGCAAAUUUUCGAAGAAACUUGUCAGCAAAUGUGUCUAUGUGGAGAUCUUACACGCCACCGAACAGGACUUGUUAGUCAUUUUCAUGAACGAUGGUGGCUGGGAAUUGGUCAGUCAGUGGAUAAUUGAUGCUGUGGAUAGCAACAACGGUCCUCUGCUGGAGACACUGCUGAGUCUGACAAAGAGGAGCCAGCUGACUCUAAACCUGCUGGAGAUUAAUGACUGUCCACGUUCAGUCAAAUCAUUGACCAACAUGGCACCUAAUGAGCGUGUUAAGACGUUGGCUGCUGAAAUAGUAUCGCAGUGGAUUGAAGUGGCCAAACAAGGGCUGAAACCAGACGACUUGAAGAAGAUUGAGGCCACUUGCAAUAAUGCUCGGUUGAAAGCAGCUGAGGCCAUUGUUCAGCCCAUUGAGGUGACUUUGGAUGAGGAUCCACAUCAGGUCCUUAGCAAGGAGGAAGUUGAGCUGGAAGUCAGCAAAGAGGAGGAGGAGGAGGAAGGUGCUGAGAUGGAAGAGGACGAAGAGAUUGAUGGUCACAUUUCGCCAGCCGAUGAUGCACCUAUUUCAAAGCCUUUGGGCGAGCUGCCUGUUUAUAAGCUGACAUUUCGAGAUGGUAAACAUGUUCUAGCAAAAGUGAGUGCUGGUUCUGCCAGCAUUCCUGAUGCAAAGCCUUCCGAAGUGAAAGUGUUACCUAAUGCAUCUCCUGUGCCAGAAGGUCCAAAAGGAGCUGCCCGAAGAAAGCAACAGCUGAAGCCCAAUGAUUUAGUGCUUUCAGAUUUUACAGAUGCCGAUAAAAAGAAACCAGCUGCUGUGAACGAGAAAAUGACUGCGAAGAAGCUAAGAGAAGAAGAAGAGAGAAGGAAAGAUCGCUUGUUUAAGGAGAAGCAGAAAAAGCUAAAAGAAAAGUUAGCUGAACGUGAAGCACUAAAGGCUAAGGAGGCGCAAGAGCAGAAAGAAAGAGACGAGGCUACAUUAGCCAAGUUAAUGGGACCGCAAAAGGUUAGCCUUAGAAAAAUUCCCAAAAAAUCCAAGUCUGAGGACGGAGACAAGAAAAAGUCUGACGAGAAGAAGAAAGACGAAGACUCGUCAAGACGGAGUUCUCUGGAUGAUGACAGGAGAAAGUCUGAAAGCAGAAGAAGUUCAUCGGGCAGCUCGUCAAGAGAAAAAAAAGAUUCAAAAUCACCCAAUACUUCAAAAUCGUCCUCGCCUUUGCAGCUGGUGAAGCAUAAAGUAAAAACAUUUAAUUCCAAGUUCAGAUCGACUGGAUUGGAAGAAGAGUCGCCCCUGCCGCCACCAAGAGGGCAUUCGAAAAAGGACCUCAAGGAUCAAAGCAGCAGUUCUUCCUCUGUUAGCAAUAAAAAGAGACCGUCACCACCACCUAGUGGGACAGAGCAAGCACCUCCAGAAAAGAAGAACAAACUGGAUGAAGUUGUCAAAAGGGUCAACGAGAAACCUAAGUCAAAGCCUGGGAUCCAGUUACUUCAAGAAAGCAAUUUCUUCAUGGAUGCGCUCAAUGCAGGUGCAAAGACUGAGCCUAGGAAGAGGAAACGUCGCAUAAGCUCUAGCAAGGAUGAUACUCCUCCUGCAAAAAGUUCUAGCAGCGAAACUGUCAAAGAAAAGAAGAGUGAUAAAAGCAGUCCUUCGCCUACAAGUGUGCGACCAGUUUUUAAAUUUUACACUGACACGCUUGAAAGUAAUUCAAAGGAGGCUGUGGAUAUCAAGGAGAUGGAUAACAACGUGGAUGACAAUAAAGAUAGCUCAUCCAGUAGAACACCCACUCCACCAGUUGAAGGUAUUGUCGAGGAGCCCACCGAGUCGAAUGAAGCAACUGCCGACCCAACAAAGGGUGUGUUAGUCAUACACAGAUCAUUGGAAAGGGUCAAGAAAACUGUGCGCUUCAAAAGUGACGAUGAACUUGUCAGCAUUCAAUACUUUGAGCUUGAUGAAACUGAGAGAGUAAACGUUACUAAAAUGGGUGGUGACAUGACAAAGUCAGAUGCAGCUUUUGAGAGGGAGAGCAUGUUUAAUGCCAAGAAAAUGGUUUCUGAACCUGAAGUGAUAGAGACCAACAUUCCAUGGAGACUUAUUGAAGUAGACUGCCCUCCUCCUUUAACUGAAAUAGGCAAAGACAGUAUUGAGAAGCAUCUGCAAAAAGAAAGGGAGAAAACUGUUCUACAAGCCAUUUAUUUUUCCCCUGAAUCGAUUCCUGACUCACCUGCUGAGCCAAACUUUGAAAAUCACGAAACAACGGACCCUAAAACUAUUCCUCUCGAUGACUUGACUGGAAACCCUGAUAGUGUUAAGGACUAUUCCCACCUUCCAUGGGUUGAGUCAAAGCAGUUUGCUCCAUCUGUACCAGUUGUAAUACCGACUAGUGCAACUGGUGGUGGUUGGAGGACUGGAGACGGACAAGUAAUUGGGAUGGCGGUGCCUGAGCAAGCUCCAUUCCAGCCACAGCAAGGUUUCAACACCGGAUAUGAGACUGGCAACCAAAUGGGUGCAAACUUUGGCUACCAAACACCAAAUUUCAAUGUUCAAACUGACUUCUCUAACAUGAAUGGGAUGAUGGGAGGCAUGAUGCCUCCAAAUAUGAUGCCGACUGGUGGAGCUCCACCAAAUUUUAUGCCAUUUCCCCCUGGCGCCAACUUUGGACCACCUGGAGGGAACUGGGCACCUCCUGGGCCCAUGGGCUUCCGAGGCAGAGGGCAUGCACGCGGUGGAAGAGGAUUUUUCCCUGCAAGGGGUGGCCCGAGGACCAACGUGUGCAAACAUUUUGCACGAGGCUACUGCAGAAAUGGCUCGACUUGCAACUUCAAGCAUCAGUAGAAGGGGCUAAAACAAGUACUUAAGACUGACCUUUUAUAAAUUGUGAUAUCCUUCUUUAAACUACUUAAAUCAGUUCUAACGUUAUAAUAUGAACCAUUACGCAUUGUCAGUAAUAGAAAAAAUAAUACUAUUUAGUACAUUUUUGUGUACGAGAGGUGCAUUUGAAUAAGUUAUAUGAUUUACAGAGGUAAAUAAAACAGAAAACUUUAAAUUAAAAAUUUGCAUUCUUCUCGCGUACAAGAAUUAUAUCAGAUCACAUGAGCUCAUCCCAAGGGCAGUAGCAGUUUGCAAGAAAGUGUGAGCAACAUGGACGAACAGCAAGGUCUGUUGAAUAAUCAACCACACUGCAAUUGUCUACUUUCAAAGAAUCUGAGAAAAUCUGCAAAGCUUUUAUUGCUUCAUCUGCUAUUGCAUCUAAAAAAAAUAUGAAAAAUAUAAAGAGUGCUUAAAGUGACAGUGAAUUCAAGGAUAUCAAUUAAAAGUACCAAAAGUACCUUUCAAUGCCCCUUCAAGAGGAAAUUGUUCCUCGGGAUCUAUUGCAAGAUCAAAGACGAGAGGUGGAUUGUGGACCUGGAAAGGUGGCAGAUGCUGUCCUCCGCAUCCCUCCACACCUCCAGAGUGAAACACUGCCUUGUAAUGGCCCACCCGGACAGCUCCAAUUGCACCUACAUCAUCAAAAUCAGCAUUGCUGGGAUGCAACAGGAUCUAGAUUCAACUCUUUUGUUAACGAUGAUUUAAAAAGUACAGAGAAGAAGGCCCACCUUGUGCCCACUCGACGUAUUGAGACCAUUAUUAAGGACUAUAGAUGAGAUGUCCUGGCCAUCGUACAAGUGGUGGCUAGGCAGCGAGGUCCCUACAAGGGAAGAUAUUGUAGGGACCAAAUCUAGUGCAGACACAAGUUCAUCAGAAAUGACAGGCCCCUAAAAUGUAUUUAUUUUAUUAUUUGGGAAUAUAUUAUAAUCCAUAAAUAAGCAUAUGUGUACAUGCACAUAGUGUUAUUCUUAAAAUAAUAUUUUUUUUUAAUAUCUCCUUAUUUUAUAGUGUAGUGCUAUAUAAUUAAGAUUUAUGAGUCGCAUAUAAACAAAAUAACCAUCAUGUAGAAUGUUUCUUCUUUUGUCAAAAUAUUAAUAAAA
Molecule: messenger RNA, 4413 nt
Organism: Neocloeon triangulifer
Lineage: Eukaryota; Metazoa; Arthropoda; Insecta; Ephemeroptera; Baetidae
Product: serine/threonine-protein phosphatase 1 regulatory subunit 10-like
Exons: 12
Coding region: 347-3280 (977 amino acids)
Molecular function (GO): metal ion binding
Source: RefSeq, a predicted model, not a curated record